Molecule: messenger RNA, 2076 nt
Organism: Colletotrichum abscissum
Lineage: Eukaryota; Fungi; Ascomycota; Sordariomycetes; Glomerellales; Glomerellaceae
Exons: 16
Coding region: 1-2076 (691 amino acids)
Molecular function (GO): methyltransferase activity
Source: RefSeq, a predicted model, not a curated record
AUGAGUAACGCCGAGACCGAUCGCCCGGUGGCCGCAGGCCCUGUCAUCGUCGCUGAAGAGGGGGAAUGGGAUGAUAGUUCUUCAGACCACGGAUCUAGCUUUGCAUCGUCGACCACCAGCUUGAAUAGCUCCAUCUUCCAACAUCGACUUGAGAAUGGCAGAACUUACCACAAGUAUAAAGAUGGCAAGUACCAUUGGCCCAACGACGAGAAAGAAUCCGAUAGACUGGACCUGCAGCACAACCUGUUUCUUCUUACAUUUCACUUCAAGCUGGGACUCGCCCCGCCCAGUGCGCAAGAUUCUGGCGUCAAGCGCGUACUUGACGUCGGCACUGGCACUGGUCUUUGGGCGAUCGAAUUUGCAGAUGAGCACCCUGGGGCUGAGGUUUAUGGCGUUGAUCUCUCGCCUGUUCAGACGUCAGCAAUUCCUCCCAACGCCAAGUUCGAAGUUGAUGAUAUUGAGGAGCCAUGGACGUACCAUGUGCCAUUUGACUAUAUUCACACAAGGAUGAUGACAUCCAGCGUGUCUGAUUGGAGUAAGCUUUUCAAACAAGCUUUCAAACACCUCGAGCCUGGCGGAUAUCUGGAAAUUCAGGAGGCCGACCUUCAUCCCCAUUGCGACGACGGUACCCUGAAACCAGAUCAUGCAAUGACGAAGUGGCUGAAGCUUCUCGGUGAGGCGAUGGAAAUCUUCGGCCGACCUUUCGUCGACAUCCCUGGUCUCGUAGCCGUCAUGGAAGAAGUCGGAUUCGUCGAUGUGACUAUCGAGACAUAUAAGUGGCCCAUCAACGAAUGGCCCAAGGACCCUCAUUACAAAGAGAUUGGAACCUGGACGCAUGCCAACUUCAUGGAGGGUCUGGAGGCCUGGACUCUGGCACCCUAUACCCGAGCUCUGAACUGGACAAAAGAGGAGGUCUUUGUCUUUCUGACGGAGGUACGUUCCAAUUUGAAGAAUAGGAACAUCCAUGCCUACUGGCCAAUCUACUCAAUUUACGGGAAGAAACCCGUUGAGAAGAAGGCAGAGGAGCCGGCGGCAGAAGAUCAAUUGCAGAUUACGGAUGACAACGCAUCGGAAAGGUUGACGGUAAGGAGUAGUUCGUAUUUGACACCACAAUGGAAGCAAGCGCAUAAUCUUUUCCCGCAGAGUCUCGCAUCUUCAACUCACAGCUUAUCGAGCUCGAUCCUUCAACAUCGCCAUGAGAAUGGAAGAACUUACUACCGUAAAUACAAAGCGGGAAGAUAUAACUACCCUAAUGACGAGCGGGAGAUGGAUAGGUUAGAUUUCCAACAUGAGCUCUUCCUCUUGACCCUUCAUGAUAGACUGGGGCUUGCUCCACCGAACGAGCCAGGCUCGAAGGUCAAUCGCGUACUCGACCUGGGGACCGGUACGGGCAUCUGGGCUAUUGACUUCGCCGAUGAACACCCGGAAGCAGUGGUAUACGGCGUAGACCUUUCGCCUACACAAACGACCGCCGUCCCACCCAACAUCAGAUUUGAGGUUGACGAUAUAGAAGAGACAUGGACAUACCGUGAGCCGUUCGAUUACAUACACUGCCGUGCAAUGACGUCGUCUAUAUCAGACUGGAGGAAGCUCCUCCAGCAAACGUACGACCAUCUCGAGCCCGGGGGUUGGUUCGAAUUGCAAGAAGGUCAUGUCCGACCCUUGUCCGACGACGGGACGCUAACUCGGGAGCACUCACUAUCAAGAUGGGCAGAUUAUAUCGAAGAGGCGUGCAAUAUCAUGGGGCGCCCUUUCGUAAAUGUGCUAUCCCUCGUGGAAGUCAUGAGAGAGAUCGGCUACGUCAAUGUGACGUAUAGUACGUUCAAGUGGCCUCUUAAUACUUGGCCCAAGGAUGAGCAUUAUCAGAUCCUCGGCCAUCUCAAUCAUGAGAGUUACAUGGAAGGGAUUGAAGGCUUCACACUUGCGCCUUUCACUAGGGCCCUCAAGUGGUCACGGGAAGCGAUCGAUAUGUUUCUCGUUGGCGUGCGUAACGAUCUGAGAAACAGAUAUAUACACGCCUACAUUCCCAUUCAGUUGAUACAUGCGCGCAAGCCUGAGAGGUUGAAUAAAGAUUGA